UUCAGUAAAUUGCAGCAGAUUUCAACCAUCUUAAUUUUCAUUAUUUAUCGUUCACUUUUAUAAUCUGAACGUAUAAAUGAAUCUUGUACUAAAAUUUUUUGCACUAAGAUUUUAUUUUCAUUCAACAUUUAAUUUUAUCAUCUGAAGUGAUCUGAACAUAUGAAUGAUUUAUAUACUAAAAAUGUCAACAAAAAAAAAUAUGUUUGCACAAGUAUUUUAUUAUAAUUUACAAAGUGGUUUUUGACCAAAUUGCAUGAAAUUGCAGCAGAUUUCUGUCAACAUAUUUACUGAUUUGUUCAUUAUUUAUCAUUAAGUUUUAUCAACUGAAAUUAUCUGAGUGUGGACACUAAAAAUAUCACAAAAAUUUGUUUGUACAAAUAUUCUAUUGAGAAAUAUAUAGUGGUUUUGACAAAAUCGCAAGAUAUUGCAGCAGAUUUCAUACUGAUAUCAUAAACAUAUUGAUUGAUAUUUUCAUUGAUUAUCAAACAGUUUUAUCAUCUGAAAUGAUCUGAACAUAUAAAUGAACCAUAUACUAAAAAUGUCACAAAAAAUUAUUAAAUUAAAGUAUUUUAUUAAAAAAUAUGUAGUAAAAUCUGCAAAGUGGUUUUGACAAAUUGCAUGAAAUUGCAGCAUAUUUCAGCAAACUGAUUUUUUAAUUAUUUAUCGAUAAGUUUUAUCUUAUGAAAUGAUUUUAAUGUGGACACUAAAAAGUAAAAAAAAAAUUGAUUACACAAAUAUUCUAUUAAAAAUAUGUAGUAAAAUCUGCAACGUGGUUUUGACUAAAUUGCAGCAGAUUUCUGUCAACAUAUUUACUGAUUUCUUAUUAUUAUUUAUUAAGUUUUAUCAUCUGAAAUAAUCUAAACAUGGACACUAAAUAUGUCACAAAACAUUUGUUUGCACAAAUAUUUUAGUAAAUAUAUAUAGUGGAACUCAUUUUGACUAAAUUGUAAAUAUGGCAGCAGAUAACGUAUUGAUAACAAACAUAUUUAUUGAUAUUUUCAUUAAUUAUCAAGCAGUUUAUAUAUAUAUAAAUGAACCAUGUGCUCAAAAUUUACAAAUUUGUUUAGACUAAAUUGCAUGAAAUUGCAGCAGAUUUUUGCCAACAUAUUUACUGAUUUUUUCAUUAUUUAUCAUUACGUUUUAUCAUCUGAAAUUAUCUGAGUGUGGACACUAAAAAUGUCACAAAAAUUUGUUUGCACAAAUAUAUAUGCAGUGAAAUUUACAGUGUUUUUGACUAAAUUGCAGAAAACUGCAGCAGAUUGGAACCAACAUAUUUACUGAAUUUUUCAUUAUUUAUCAUCCAGUUUUAUCAUCUAAAAUGAAUCCUGCACCAAAAACGUCCCAUGAAAUAAAGUUUGCACACUGUAUUAGUGACACCGGCAGCCCAUGUGACUCUGCAAACGGAGGUUAAGUGUGUCUCUUUGAUUGUGUAUUUAAUGUCCCCCCUCACACCCCCCCGUCUGGGGCCCGUUAUCUCCUGCUCGUCACCCUGUCUGCGGCCCUCAGAUGUGUCGUUGAUAACAUCUGCCCGCCUCUAUAUAAAGACAGACCCGGCUCAGCUCCGGCAUCACUCACCCAUCAUGGAUCUCUCCUGCCUGCUGCUCCUCUUCUCUCUCUUCUCCCACGCCGGGGCCUUCGACCUGGGCCAGACCACACGCUGCGUCCCCGUCCCUCACCAGAUGAGCGUCUGCCAGGACGUGCCGUACUCGGAGAUGAGGUUACCCAACCUGCUGGGUCACAGCAGUCUGGAGGAAGCGGUUCCUCGCUCGGACGACUGGAGGACGCUGCUCCACACCGGCUGCCACCCGCAGGCCCGGGCCUUCGUCUGCUCGCUCGUCGCUCCCGUCUGCCUGGACAGGUUCAUCCAGCCCUGUCGUAGCGUGUGUGUGGCCGUGAAGGAGAGCUGCGCUCCCGUGUUGGCCUGUCACGGACACUCUUGGCCCGAAGCCCUGAACUGCGACCGCUUCCCAGCGCAGGACGACACGUGCCUGACGCCGCUGCCCAAACACAUCAGCGCCUUCUCCAAAGAAUUCCCUCAGCCUGUGUGUCAAAGCUGCCCGUCUGUGGAGGAAGCGCCGUCUCUCAAAACCGUGCUGGACGCCCUCUGCCUCAAUGACUUCACUGUGAAAGCCAAGAUCUCCCGGCGGCGCGUGCCGUCCUCGGAGCCGGAGCUGACAGUCGAGGGCCCGGUGGAGUUGAUCCAGCGCGGGCCGCUGCUGCCCUACGACACCUCCAGUCUGCUGCAGCGCUGGCUGCUCAUCAAUCUCAGAUGCGCGCACACGCUCGUCAGACCCGGCCGCGCGCAGCUCUACCUCAUCACGGGAACCAUGCGAGCGAGCGGAUCCAUCGAGCUGUCCAAUCUGUUCCCGUGGCUGAAGAAAGACCUGCACAUCACUUCAGCGACGCGCAAAUGGAAGCACCACAAGUGCUGA
Megalobrama amblycephala (Wuchang bream) is the source of this 2432-nucleotide messenger RNA. RefSeq names its product sizzled (gene szl). Lineage: Eukaryota; Metazoa; Chordata; Actinopteri; Cypriniformes; Xenocyprididae. Bases 1437 to 2432 code for a protein of 331 amino acids. The record is from RefSeq and is a predicted model, not a curated record. Gene Ontology annotation, molecular function: Wnt-protein binding. Gene Ontology annotation, biological process: negative regulation of canonical Wnt signaling pathway; non-canonical Wnt signaling pathway; canonical Wnt signaling pathway. The transcript is spliced from 4 exons.